Molecule: messenger RNA, 1501 nt
Organism: Capra hircus (goat)
Lineage: Eukaryota; Metazoa; Chordata; Mammalia; Artiodactyla; Bovidae
Gene: KLF14
Product: Kruppel like factor 14
Exons: 1
Coding region: 1-984 (327 amino acids)
Biological process (GO): regulation of transcription by RNA polymerase II
Molecular function (GO): DNA-binding transcription factor activity, RNA polymerase II-specific; RNA polymerase II cis-regulatory region sequence-specific DNA binding
Source: RefSeq, a predicted model, not a curated record
AUGUCGGCUGCCGUGGCGUGCCUGGACUACUUCGCCGCCGAGUGCUUGGUGUCCAUGUCCGCGGGUGCUGUGGUUCACCGCCGCCCGCCGGACCCCGAGGGCGCGGGCGGAGCGGCCAGCUCGGAGGUGGGUGCGGCGCCGCCGGAGUCCGCUGUGCCGGGUCCGGGGCCACCGGGGCCCGCGUCGGUCCCCCCGCUCCCCCAGGUCCCCGCCCCUAGCCCCGGCGCGGGCGGCGCCGCGCCCCACCUGCUGGCUGCAAGCGUCUUGGCUGACUUGCGCGGCGGCUCUGGUGGGGGCUUCGGAGAGUACUCCGGGGAAGUUCUGCGCGACUCGUCCGGCUCCUCCGACCCGACCCCGUGCUCCGGCCCGACCCUGGGCUCCCAGCCAGCCCCGGCCUCCAGCGCAGCCGAGGUCUCGGGACCCAUGCACUCCACCGGCGCGCUCGAAGUCCCUGGCGCGCCAGCCGUCCCGGGAGCGCCUGCCCACCCUGGCGCGGUGUCUGGCGUGGCCCCUGGGGCCGGCCCCGCCCCCGCCACGGGUCCAGGCCCCCGUCGGAGGCCAGUAACACCUGCUGCCAAGCGCCAUCGCUGCCCCUUUCCGGGCUGCAACAAAGCCUAUUACAAGUCAUCACAUCUGAAGUCCCACCAGCGCACCCACACGGGUGAGCGCCCUUUCUCCUGCGACUGGCUCGACUGCGACAAGAAGUUUACGCGCUCCGACGAGCUGGCCCGCCACUACAGGACGCACACGGGCGAGAAACGCUUCUCCUGCCCACUCUGCCCCAAGCAGUUCUCUCGGAGCGACCACCUGACCAAGCACGCCCGCCGCCACCCAUCCUAUCAUCCUGACAUGAUCGAGUACCGGGGGCGCCGUCGCACCCCCCGCGUCGACCCGCAACCCGCCAACCUGGUGGACAGCUCCGGCUCCGUCCCCGGGCAGGUGCCCAGCUUCACCACCUGCUUGUCUGACAGUCACUGCUGUUAGUCGUUCCCGCAAGGAUGAUCCCCCAGGCCACUGUCCUUGCUUUUUCUCUGCCCAUCCCUCUUUCCCUGAGUGAUUAUAUCAAGGCACAGACUGGCUUCUCCGCUUUGGCGGGUGUGGGUGGGGGGAGGGGGUCCAGGCAGGCAUGUUGGACUCUGGGGAGGGACUGGGGGCCCGAAAAUAGCAAGAAUUCUUACAACACGUAUAUCAUCCAAAAGGGGGGGAUUGCCUCAAGACAGACCCCCGGAACUGAUAAGAAGGGAUGAACCCCCGUACUCUCCAGAGUCCUGAAGAUUCUCCCUUCCAUGGGAACCAGAGAUGUGAAACUGGAAUUCUCAGGUGCCUGAGGAGCUCUCAGUCUCAAAAGACUCUGGUGUCUUACCCACCCUCCAGGGCGGACCUUGGAGAGGGUGUCAGGGGUGGCAGUCUUGGGAAUGUCCAGGACUGGGAUGGUGAGAGGCCUUUGGAAACAGAAAUGAUUUCUAUUUCUGUAAACAGUGAUGUUUACUAAUGUAUUUUU